GCCACGCUGCUGUCCCAAGCCAACAACAGUGCGAAUGUAGUGAUCGUCAGGCGUCGAAGGCGCCCGAACCGGGAUAGCAUCAUCAGCGAUAUGUCCUCUGAUAAGGUUCUCUAUCGGUUAGAUCAACCUCAUGGCCCUGGAUCUGUUUAUGUAUCUUGGCGUCCUGGCAACAGCACUCACUUAGCCACAACAGGAUGUGACUCCACAGUAGCAAUCGUAGAUAGGCAAGGAGAGUUGCGAGAACGCUUGCAAUUAGCUGGCUUGUGUACAGGUUUUGGAUGGGAUUCAGAUGGAGAUAUUCUAGCUGCUGUUACAAAUAGCUCAUCGAUCAUUAUGCUAUGGAAUGCAACCACUGGCAAGAGAUCCCAAGUAGAUGCAGGUGUCAGAGAUGGAUUGACGUGCAUGAUGUGGGCAAAGAAAAAUUGUUUGUUAGCUAUUGGGACUCAAAAAGGGAAUCUUGUCAUUUAUGAUCACAUUAAUUCAAAGAGGAUACCAAUUUUAGGAAAGCAUAGAAAAAAAAUUGUUUGUGGUGCAUGGUCAGCUGAAGGUCUUUUAGCUCUAGCUGGAGAAGAUAGGAUUUUAUCAGUUAGCACAAGUGAUGGAGAUACUCGUAGAGAAAUAGAACUUCAUGGUGAUCCAACAGAUAUACAAUUUAGUGAAAUGAAAAUGGAUCAGAGACCUGGUGGUGAACACACAGUUUCACUUAUUGUUAGCAAAACUACCCUUUACCUGUAUAAUAUUCUAGAUCCAGAAAAUCCUAUUGAAUUGACAUUUCAAAAAAGAUAUGGCCCCAUAGUAUCUUACAAAUGGUAUGGAGAUGGCUAUAUUUUGCUUGGAUUCGAGGCAGGUUAUAUCACGGCCAUUUCAACUCAUAUCAAAGAAGUCGGCCAAGAGCUUUUUCAAGUGAAAAAUCAUAGAGAUUCGCUAAACGACCUUGCAAUUAAUCAUACGACUGGUAAAGUUGUAACCUGCGGUGAUAAUAAUUUGAAAAUACACAGCAUACAAAAUAUCGAGGAAACGGAAAAAGUUAUUACUGUAACUGGCGAAACUGGAGUCAGUGCGGUAUCCUGGUCAGCCGAUGGGUCAAUGCUUGCAACUGUUACUCAUAGUGCAAACAUCUUGAUUUAUUUAGCACAAAUUCCAAAGUUAACUAGCGUCUGUGGAAAUAGAAUAGCAGUACUAAUCAGUUUAUCUGAAGUUGCAGUUUAUUUGUAUACUCUAGAUAAAGUUAAACCUUCGCCUCAAAUCGUAAAUACAAUCAUAGAACCCUCGAUAAUAGCAGUUGGUCCACUGCAUGUAGCGGUUGCAUUGAAUAAUAGAGCUUUAUUUUGGAACUUGUCUAUAAGUCAAAAUAGUAACUCUUCAAUGACUCACUUUGAGCGAGAUUAUUUAGCGUCUGUAGAGUCGAUGUUUUUAAAUGAAAUAUACGCUUCUGUAUUAUUUGAUGGAAAAUUACAGUUACAUACGAUUAAAAGUGAUCCGACUUUAAUAAAAGAAAGAAAGGAUACUAAAAUUUUCCCAGACCAAAGUGCCUUAAGUUCUAGAAUAAUGUGUCAUGCAAUUUCUGCCGAUUUUUUGAUAUACGGAGACGAUAUGGGUAACCUUGUAUAUUUUUACCUGGAAGAGUUUAAACAAGCUGUUAGGUAUUCUCAUACAUGCGGUAUCAAACAAGUAUACUUAGAUGCGAAUGGAUCUGAAGCUUGUUUCAUUGACAAUAAGCGAGAUAUCUUUGUAUAUGAUCCCCUCAAUGAAACUGUGUUCCAAGCACCUGAUAGUCCUGAUUCUGCGGAAGGCGUUGUUUGGGAUCAGAAUUUAUUGGAACGUAAUAUAUUUGCUGCGUAUAAUAGUAAUAUAAUUACAACGUACGCAUUCAUACGAUAUCACAUUGAUGGUACGAAGAUAAUUAGGAUCAGUGAUACCAAGUUGCCUUCAGAUACAGUUCCUGCUCUAAUGUACUCCGGUGAAAUGACAUUGAGCUCGUCGGGGAGUAAGUUAAUUCAAGUCACUUUAUCAUCACACGAAGAAAUCGGUAACAUAGUUGAAACUAAAAAAUUAGUUGAGAUUCUCGAUAAACAAAUACUUUGUGGAAGAUUUCAGAAAGCUUGGGACACUUGCAAAAGAUUAGGCGAUAGAAAUGAAUGGUUAAAAUUAGGAGAUAAUUCACUGAAACACUUAAAUUUGAAAAUGGCGGUGAGGGCAUACCGAGAAAUUGAAGACGUUCCAAUGGUCUGGGCUAUACAGAAAUUAGAAGACAUCAGUGAGUUUGAACUGCUUUGUGGUCACGUUUGUACUCUUUUGGGCAAAUAUGACGAAGCCGAGAAGCAUUUCUUGAAAUCUUCUCAACCGGUUGAAGCUCUGUACUUAAGAAGAGACCUAAUGCAGUGGGUAGCAGCUUUGAAACUCGCACAAACACUGAAGCCUGACGAAAUACCAUUUAUUGCCAGAGAAUACGCGCAACAAUUAGAAUUGACUGGAAACUAUCCUCAAGCUUUGGUAAACUACGAACGAGCAUUAAAGGAAACUACCGAAGAGAUGUUGGAGAAGAAUCCUAGUCAUAAAAUUCAGUGUGAAGCUGGCAUCGCACGCACUUCUAUCAGAUGCGGAGAUAGCCGUAAAGGCGUUACCAUUGCUUCGGAAAAAGAUAAGCCGAGAUUAUUGAAAAAGGAGUGUGCCGAGAUUCUUGAGAAUAUGAAGCAAUUCAACGAGGCUGCUGUGUUGUAUGAAAAAGCUGAAUAUUUCGAUAAAGCAGCAUCGGCAUAUAUCAAACUAAAAAAUUGGCAUAAAGUUGGCCAACUCUUGCCGCAAAUAUCAUCUCCUAAAAUUAAUAUCCAGUAUGCCAUAGCUAAAGAAACUGAAGGGAAGUAUGAAGAAGCGGCAAGAGCUUAUGAGGCAGCCAAAGACUAUGAUAACAUUAUUAGAAUUAAUUUGGAGCAUUUGAACAAUCCUGCUCGCAGUGUUGAGAUUGUUCAACAAACUAAAAGUAUAGAAGGAACAAAGAUGGUUGCAAGAUUUUUUCAGAAAAUGAACGAUUACAACUCAGCUAUCAAGUUCCUGAUAUUGUCUAAUUGCCACGAUGAGGCUUUCCAGCUUGCCAAUCAACACAGUAAGAUGGAAUUAUACGGUGAAAUUUUAGCGAAUACUUUGAACGAUGGUAGCGUUAGAAAAGAGGAUUUCAGAAGUCUUGCUAUACAUUUUGAAUCUCAAAAGAACAGUUUGCUAGCAGGCAAAUAUUAUUUUUACGCCAAAGAAUUUCACAAAGCCUUGAAACAUUUGUUAAAAGCUGCUCAAAUACUAACAGAUGAUGAUGAAGCAUUAAGCUUGGCUAUUGACACAGUUGCUACUUCAAGAGAUGAAAAAUUAGCUAACCAGCUUAUCAACUUUUUAUUAGGUGCAGAUGGCAUUCCAAAAGAUCCAAAAUAUUUAUUCCGUUUGUACAUGGCCCGAAAACAAUAUCGUGAGGCAUCGAAAACUGCGAUCAUUAUCGCCAAUGAAGAACAAAUAAAUGGAAACUAUAGAAAUGCUCAUGAUGUCCUUUUCGGUAUGUAUCAAGAGUUAAAAAGAAAUAAGAUCAAUGUGCCAUUGGAAAUGCAAACCAAUAUGAGAUUACUGCACUCUUAUAUAUUAGUGCGGUUGCAUGUCAAAAGGAAUGAUCAUUUGAAAGCUGCAAGAAUGUUAAUACGAGUUGCAAAUAACAUUUCUAAAUUUCCUUCUCACGUCGUACCUAUUUUAACUUCUACUGUAAUUGAGUGUCAUAGAGGAGGUCUCAAGUCGGCAGCUUUCAAUUAUGCUGCUAUGCUCAUGCGUCCGGAAUACAGAUCUCAAAUCGACCCAAAGUAUAGCAAAAAGAUCGAGGCCAUUGUGAGAAAACCACCUCGUAAUAAAGAAAGAGAAGAGGAUGAACCGCUUACUGGCUGCCCAUAUUGUAAAAGUCGCUUGCUUGAGACUGAAGUUAAUUGCGAUAAAUGCAAACAUACUAUACCCUUUUGCAUAGCGACUGGUCGGCAUAUUAUAGACAACGAUUUUACUGCUUGCCCCCAAUGUGAUUUUCCAGCUAUUAGAAGUGAAUUUAUAAAAAUACUCGAAACCGAUAAAACGUGCCCAAUAUGUUCGGAACACGUUGAUCCAAAUAAUGUACCGAACAAUUUGGAUAUUCGUCCAUAUCUAUAUCUACACGACACCAAGAUUGAAACCUAAUGGUCAAAUCUCAAUUAGCGUGCUUUGCACACUGAUUAUUACCAUGUCAACGAAAUCGAGGAAGCAGAUUUAUUGGGACUCGAUUUUGAAUAUAACGAUUCCGUCCAAAUCAGCGUGACUAGUUGUUAUAGUGUUUAGUAAUUUUAUUUAUUAAUUUUAUUUAGUAACUUUAUAACAUGUAUUGUGGCUUGAAAAUUAAAAUAGAAUAUACUCACAUGUAUUCGAACAUGAUCUCACGUACUUUGAAUUUCGAUAGACUGAUUAUUGUUAGUAUUACUUAGAAAGUAAUUUUUCUUUUUAUUUACGUUUAGGACUCCUUUAUCUUUUAAACUGUUAUUUUGUUACAUCAAUAACCUCAUUACAUCAUGGAUAAAUCGUAAGUUACUAAAAAGUCAGUAUUAAUGUGUAAAAGCCUCUCGUCAUCGUAUUCCAUUGUAAUUCUACUUGACCACAUGUAGGUGUAUAAUAUUAUUCAAGAUUUAGAAAAUGGA
Messenger RNA from Phymastichus coffea, 4685 nucleotides. It is a transcript of the gene Oseg6, whose product is annotated as WD repeat-containing protein 19. The coding region runs from base 91 to 4194 and encodes 1367 amino acids. Gene Ontology annotation, molecular function: protein binding. Gene Ontology annotation, biological process: cilium assembly; intraciliary retrograde transport. Gene Ontology annotation, cellular component: cilium; intraciliary transport particle A. The record is from RefSeq and is a predicted model, not a curated record. The transcript is spliced from 20 exons. Lineage: Eukaryota; Metazoa; Arthropoda; Insecta; Hymenoptera; Eulophidae.